CAAAGUUCAUAAAGCAGAUCGUCAGUCAGUCACCACUUUAGGAUUAGAGGGCUCCAGCACACUCUGUUUUUGAAAUGGCCAGUAUCAUUAACCUAGCAUUUUCCUGCUUUCUCUGGUUCGUGUUCGUCCAUGGACAUUACACAUGGGACCCCAGCGCAGAUGAUGGACAGCCCCGCAUGAAUAUUUUCCAUCAUACCUGUGCCCUGAAGAUGGACGAGGGGCCCUGCAAGGCUUUACGGGAGAAAUUCUACUUCAACAUUGACACAGGCUCCUGUGAGAGCUUCGACUACGGUGGUUGUCAAGGCAAUGGCAACAAUUUUGAGUCCUUGGAAGAGUGUGAAGAAAUGUGCAUAGUGAAUGAGGAAAAGAACCCCUGCUAUCUACCAGACGAACCUGGGCCCUGCCGAGGACUGGUGCCCCGCUACUUCUUCGAGCGCAGGAGCCAGGGGUGCAAGCGCUUCUUCUACGGAGGCUGCUUUGGGAAUGCCAACAACUUCAGGACCAUGAAAGAGUGCCAAGCUAAAUGUCAGCAAACAGCCAUUCAUACUGACACGGAUGGUCUAAAGCCCACUAAACGCAGCCAGGAGGUUCACAUUUUAGCCAAUGUUGUCACGAAACCUCCUGAGGUAGUCACUCGUGCACCAGCUCGCAAGCCGGAAGCUGAGGUUAUUACAGAAGCUCCUGUGAGUGAGGCUCAUACACAGGCACCCAAGCUGGAACCUGUGGAUGUGGUUACAGCAGCUCCAGUGAAUGUGACACGCUUUCUGCAGCAGACUAAGGAGGCAGCAGGUCUCAACAUCCCCCAUUUCUGUCUGAGUCCCAUUGACCGGGGCGCCUGUGAUGGCACUGAGAGGAGAUACACUUACAACCCCAAGAAGAAGAGGUGCCAGCUGUUCCGCUACAGCGGCUGUGGAGGAAACAAGAACAACUUUGUGCACAAACGCCACUGCAUGAAGAUGUGUAUGAAAGGUCACAUUAAUAUGAGGGUCAUUCGGAUCAAGAAAAAGAACUCUCAUAUCUUACAACCUGACGAUUGAGUCUGAGGUCUGGCUAUAUAUGAUACAAGACAGCACUACCUUUCACUACCGAAUAUAUCUAUUUAUAUCAGUACACUGGGGGUCUUUAGCCAAUUCAGAUGAAGUGUCCUAAUCUUACAUCAUAGCUUCACAUUAAUUGUAUUGUAUUGUAUUAUUUGUUAUUUUUCUAUUCUUUGUAUUUCCCUUGGUGUGUGUAUCCCUCCUCUUAUUAUGCACUAAAUUGUAUGUAUUUUAAUACAUUUUGAUUAUAUUAAAGUUUUUUUGUCUACAUA
Messenger RNA from Clupea harengus (Atlantic herring), 1309 nucleotides. It is a transcript of the gene tfpia, whose product is annotated as tissue factor pathway inhibitor a. Gene Ontology annotation, molecular function: serine-type endopeptidase inhibitor activity. Lineage: Eukaryota; Metazoa; Chordata; Actinopteri; Clupeiformes; Clupeidae. Gene Ontology annotation, cellular component: extracellular region. The record is from RefSeq and is a predicted model, not a curated record. Gene Ontology annotation, biological process: negative regulation of peptidase activity.